AUGUCAUUCGCCCUUGUUUCCCGGCGCUCGGCCCUCACCUUUGGCCGCCGCGCGGUCCGCUUUGAGUCUACCACCUCCCAGAAGGCUACCGAGGCUGCUAAGCAGGCUGGUGCUAAGGCCUCCGAGAUCUCGACCAAGGCUUCCGAGGGUCUCUCCCGCGUCAGCUCCGCCGCCGGCCCUGCUCUCGCCAAAUACGCCAAGGGCCUCUCCAGCACCCUCGGCCGCGUCGGUGGCCGUACCGGCAAGCUCAUUGCCUUCGUUGAGCGCCAGACCCCCUUCGUCAUCUACUACAGCAAGGUCGCUGCUGAGCUUGGCCGCAUCGUCUUCAGGGGCCAGAGCAUGACUCCUCCCUCCGUCUCCACCUUCCAGACCUACUUCCAGAACUUCGUGAAGUCCGUCCAGUCCGGCUCUUUCUUCUCCAAGGCCGGUGCUCCCCUCCAGAACGUCCGCAACAUCUCUAGGACACAGGUCGCCGCUGCUGGUGUCCUCCUCGCUGAGUGCCUCGGUUUCUUCACCGUUGGCGAGAUGAUCGGCCGCCUCAAGCUCAUCGGCUACCACGGCCACACCCACGCCGCCGCCCACUAA
Sordaria macrospora k-hell is the source of this 585-nucleotide messenger RNA. RefSeq lists its product as uncharacterized. The record is from RefSeq and is a predicted model, not a curated record. Gene Ontology annotation, biological process: proton motive force-driven ATP synthesis. Gene Ontology annotation, molecular function: proton-transporting ATP synthase activity, rotational mechanism. Lineage: Eukaryota; Fungi; Ascomycota; Sordariomycetes; Sordariales; Sordariaceae.